Anoplophora glabripennis (Asian longhorned beetle) is the source of this 1981-nucleotide messenger RNA. Its product is annotated as kinetochore-associated protein 1-like. NCBI's taxonomy places the organism in Eukaryota, Metazoa, Arthropoda, Insecta, Coleoptera, Cerambycidae. The annotation marks the transcript as partial. Gene Ontology annotation, molecular function: small GTPase binding. Gene Ontology annotation, biological process: mitotic sister chromatid segregation; mitotic spindle assembly checkpoint signaling; protein localization to kinetochore involved in kinetochore assembly. The transcript has 11 exons. The record is from RefSeq and is a predicted model, not a curated record. Gene Ontology annotation, cellular component: cytoplasm; RZZ complex; kinetochore microtubule.
CAUUCUGGUGAACUGGAAGCCCGAUUACGAAUACAAAGCCAGCACAAACGGCAGGGGAACGUUGCUUAUAAAAAACGAUGAAAACAGCUUACUUUCGAAAUGCACGCAAGUUAUCGAUAUCAUCAAAGAUAAAGAUGCAGUAUAUUCCCUGUUGGAUAAAAUAUGGGACAUAGCAAACUUCUACCAUUACGAGGUUUUCAUCUGCAUUUUAAAGAUAAUAGGUAACACUGGGAAAAGAGAGAAAACGAAGAACCUGGAUCUGCCGCUGUUGCUCUUCCUAAAAAAUUACCACCGUUUCAGCCCGCCCGGUCAGAACGAGAAGGAACAGUGGUACAGUAAGUUCACCGAGAGCCAAACGUUGGACGCCCUGUCCGAGUUUAGGCUGCCGUUCAUCCAAACGUUGUUCACCUUGGACAUUUGGAACAUAAUUCGUCCUGAAAUUAACUUAAAGUCGUAUAGGUAUUGGUUCGAUGCCGCUAAUAUUUUACGGAAGAAUUUGAAGAAGGACGACAUAUGCAUCUACGCCGUCAAAGAAGUGGUUACAAGUGGGAUUUUGGGGAAGGAGGAAUCGGGUAGUUGGACGCUGUAUCCAAAAUUCGAGGAUCUGUUUGCUGAGGUUGACGCAUGUGUCCAAAAUAUUUCCAAUUUGGAACGGGCUACCUCUGUGGUUUAUCAUUUAAUGUAUCACACUCCAAACGGUGCCGACAAGGUGAACGCGGCAGAGCUGAGCUACAAAUACGCUAAAAAGUACAAGGAAAAAAAUCCCAAUUGUUCCGAUAUAGAGGCCGCGUGUAUCAAGGUUAAAACGAAAUAUUACAGUUCCUCGGCAAUGCACAUCUUACACACAUUUCAACUAGCCGAGGACAAAUACUUACAGCUCGUUGCGCAACCCGACGACUUGGUCCACGCUCUCUACCGAGACGAGAGGAUAGUUGAACAAGCCGAGUGUAUUAAUUUCAGUUGUCCAGAUAUUAACAAGGCUGUCGAUGCUCUGGGUGUAUUAUACGAUUUAAAAAUUCAGCAGAUUAGGUACAAUCUACUGAACCAUUGGUUGUGCAGCUCCAGCAACGAAGUGGACUUCGAUUCUACCUUGGCUAUAACGAGUAUCGCGAAAUUGGACACGAAUACUGACGAUAAUCUGAAAAGGGCUACCUACAUUUGUCUGAGCGGCGACAAGUCGUUCUGGCAAACCUAUCUUUUGAAAGCCGGCGUAAACGAGGACGACGUCGCCGAUUCCGAACAGAGAAAUCUGUCGUUCAAAGCCAAAGCGCUGAAAUGUUUUUGCGCCAUUUCGGAUGUCGACACCAUAAUCCGAAUGACGGACGGCGAUUACAACGAGUUUCUGAACUAUAUCGAUAAGUUGUCCCUUCUGAGCGAACUGGAAUGUUUGGGAAUAGCCCUGAAUAUCAGUACUUUGGAUAAGUACAACAAAAAGGAGCUUCUCAAGCGCUUGUCACAAGUCGGGAAACCCAUAGCCGUGAAGGCUAUGGCGUCUGUGUGUACGACGUACUGCAUUAAAGAUAUACGGUACUGGGAGUUCAUAAUAGGCAGUGCCAUUAAACUGGGCAUGUACACCGAACUGAGGACUUAUGUGGACUUCCUAAAAAUCCAUUGUUACAAGAGCUUUUAUAUAAACGCUUGGCAAGUUAUUAUCAAUAAUGCUUUCCACAUACCGAAUACCCUGUCGAAGGAGGAGCUGCAUGAAGUUUAUAUAAAAAACUUUUUGAUGAUACAGUCUUGUCCGGUGCUGUACUCUCUGAAUUUUGAAAAUGUAGUCCAGAGGUGUAUUAUAGACAAAAAGUUCGAGUUUGCGGCCAUAUUGUUGCAAUAUUUAUCCGACGAAAAGAAGGAUGUUUAUGUUAAGAAAAUUUCACCAAAUAGAACCCUGUUUCUGGAUUUGGAUAACUUAUCAAAAAAUGGAAUAUGGGGAACUAGAAAUAUCAAGUCUUGGCUCGCUACAAAAAAUUUAUUUUAAUUUAAG